Messenger RNA from Protopolystoma xenopodis, 312 nucleotides. Lineage: Eukaryota; Metazoa; Platyhelminthes; Monogenea; Polystomatidea; Polystomatidae. The record is from the annotation of a GenBank genome assembly.
AUGGCAUCCUACAAGAGGCAGAGCAAGGAACAGCUGUCCAGACUCUGUGAGGAGAGAGGGAUUGCAGUAGCGAAUCAGACCAAGGAAUGGCUUAUUGCAUCCCUGCUUGAAAGUGACCAAGAGUCCAGCACUGGGCAGGUGGGCCAAACCAUGGACAUUGCUAUUGGCCAGUACCACUCUGAUGAGAGUGGCAGCAACAAGAGGGAGGCAGCUGAGCGCCAAGCCGAGAGGGAAGCAGCAGCAGCAGAGAGGGAGGCAGCUGAGCGCCAAGCAGAACGACAAUUCCAGCUGGAGAUGGCACGGCUCCAAAAA